Molecule: messenger RNA, 1191 nt
Organism: Asparagus officinalis (garden asparagus)
Lineage: Eukaryota; Viridiplantae; Streptophyta; Magnoliopsida; Asparagales; Asparagaceae
Product: cell division cycle 20.5, cofactor of APC complex-like
Exons: 1
Coding region: 1-1191 (396 amino acids)
Biological process (GO): anaphase-promoting complex-dependent catabolic process; positive regulation of anaphase-promoting complex-dependent catabolic process; positive regulation of ubiquitin protein ligase activity
Cellular component (GO): anaphase-promoting complex
Molecular function (GO): anaphase-promoting complex binding; protein binding; ubiquitin ligase activator activity
Source: RefSeq, a predicted model, not a curated record
AUGGGUUUUUUUGAUCGUCGACGCCGUAGACUAUCACGCCGGGACAGAGAAGUCCCAAUUCUUGAUUUCCCCAUCACGCCGGCGAACUCCACCGCGCCUUCGAGAUGGGGGAGCUAUCGUCAGACUCUUGACGAUUUCUUUCUCAACGGCGCCGACGAGCAGAGAAAAAGGUGUCGCAGAGAGCGAGAAUCAAGUACCAUCACAGCGUGCCGGGUUCUCGACGCGCCUGGUCUCGAGGACGGCGAUCACCUAAACCUCCUCGACGUCCUCGACGACGUCGUGCACUCUCUGAACCCUGGCACCUCCGCUCAUGAGAUCGUCUUCGACUACAUGGGCAGUUCAAUUUCGAGCCUCAGCUGGGCCCCCGACGGCCGCCACCUCGCCGUCGGAACGUACGAUUCGCUGAUUUACAUAUGGGACGUCGAACGGAAGUGCCCGACCAGGACACUGAGAAACGCGCACCGGAGGUCGUCCCGGGUCGGGUCUCUGGCCUGGAAAGGCGAUGACAUGCUGACCUCGGGGGGCUCAGACGGCAGAGUUGUCAGCAGCGAUCCCAGGAUCCCGUCCGCAGCCCACGUCGUUCAAAGCUACCGAGGACACGGGCCCGGCGACAUUUGCGGGCUCAAAUGGUCUCCCGAUCAUGCAAGCUCCAAGCAGCUGGCGAGCGGAGGCAGCGACGGCCUGGUUCAUGUAUGGGAUGCCCGCAACCAGGAUCAGCGGGCCUUUCGUUUCAAGGUUGCCGACAGGGAUGCCUCCGUCAGGGCCCUUGACUGGUGCCCUUUCAAGGGCUGCUUGCUGGCCACGGGGGGAGGUGUCGGAGGGGACGGCAACAGCAACGGAUCCAUCAGGUUCUGGAGCACGCAAACCAGUGCCUGUGUGGGGUCGGUGGAGACGGGCGGCACCCGGGUCUCUGCCCUGCUGUGGAGCAAGAACAGUCAGCAACUGCUGAGCUCCUGCAGCGGUGGUAACAUGACCCUUUGGGACUACCCAUCGCAUGCUAGGACUGGGGACCUCGUGGGUCACACCGCACGGGUUCCCUACGUGGCUUUGAGCCCAGAUGGCACCACGGUUGCAUCGGCUUCGGGGCCCGACGACCACUCAACGCUGAGACUGUGGAACAUUUUCCCCCCAGUUCCCAAGCCCACAUCUAGACCGCCCUUCAGCGGUUCGUAUCAUGCGCACAUCAGGUAA